Molecule: messenger RNA, 3111 nt
Organism: Melanotaenia boesemani (Boeseman's rainbowfish)
Lineage: Eukaryota; Metazoa; Chordata; Actinopteri; Atheriniformes; Melanotaeniidae
Product: NACHT, LRR and PYD domains-containing protein 12-like
Exons: 6
Coding region: 2-2794 (930 amino acids)
Molecular function (GO): protein binding
Source: RefSeq, a predicted model, not a curated record
CAUGAUCACUUUCAUGAAGAAGGAGCUGAAGAAGUUCCAGAAGCUUCUGAGUCCAGAUUACCCAGAAUGCUUAGUUUUGGAGGGUGAGGGUGUAGAGCAGUGGAAGAGGAGCAGAGAGGCGUUAGUGAAGAUAACAGUGGACUUCCUGAGGAGGAUGAAGCAGGAGGAGCUGGCUGAGCGUCUGCAGAGCAAAUAUUUUGCUCCAGCUUGUCAACAUAAGCUAAAAUCUGGUCUGAAGAAGAAGUUCCAGUGUGUGUUUGAGGGGAUUGCUAAAGCAGGAAAUUCAACCCUUCUGAACCAGAUCUACACAGAGCUCUACAUCACAGAGGGAGAGACUGCAGAGGUCAAUGAUGAACAUGAGGUCAGACAGAUUGAAACAUCAUCCAGAAAACCACACAGACCAGAAACAACCAUCAGACAAGAAGACAUCUUUAAACUCCCACCUGGAAGAGAUGAACCAAUCAGAACAGUGAUGACAAAGGGAGUGGCUGGCAUUGGGAAAACUGUCUUAACACAGAAGUUCACUCUGGACUGGGCUGAAGACAAAGCCAACCAGGACAUCCAGUUCACAUUUCCACUGACUUUCAGAGAGCUGAAUGUGCUGAAAGAGAAAAAGUUCAGCUUGGUGGAACUUGUUCAUCACUUCUUUACUGAAACCAAAGAAGCAGGAAUCUGCAGCUUUGAAGAGUUCCAGGUCGUCUUCAUCUUGGAUGGUCUGGAUGAGAGUCGACUUCCUCUGGACUUCCACAACAAUGAGACCCUGACUGAUGUUACAGAGUCCACCUCAGUGGAUGUGCUGCUGACUAACCUCAUCAGGGGGAAACUGCUGCCCUCUGCUCGCCUCUGGAUAACCACACGACCUGCAGCAGCCAAUCAGAUCCCUCUUGACUGUGUUGGCAUGGUGACAGAGGUCAGAGGGUUCACUGACCCACAGAAGGAGGAGUACUUCAGGAAGAGGUUCAGAGAUGAGGAGCAGGCCAGCAAGAUCAUCUCCCACAUGAAGACAUCACGAAGCCUCCACAUCAUGUGCCACAUCCCAGUCUUCUGCUGGAUCACUGCUACAGUUCUGGAGGAUGUGCUGAAAACCAGAGAGGAAGGAGAGCUGCCCAAGACCCUGACUGAGAUGUACAUCCACUUCCUAGUGGUCCAGACUAAAGUCAAGAAGGUCAAGUAUGAUGGAGGAGCUGAGACAGAUGCACACUGGAUUCCAGAGAGCAGGAAGAUGAUUGAGUCUCUGGGAAAACUGGCUUUUGAUCAGCUGCAGAAAGGAAACCUGAUCUUCUAUGAAUCAGACCUGACAGAGUGUGGCAUCGAUAUCACAGCAGCCUCAGUUUACUCAGGAGUGUUCACACAGAUCUUUAAAGAGGAAAGAGGACUGUACCAGGAGAAGGUGUUCAGCUUUGUCCAUCUGAGUGUUCAGGAGUUUCUGGCUGCUCUUCAUGUCCGUCUGACCUUCAUCAACUCUGGAAUCAACCUGGUGGAAGAACAACAAUCACAUUUCAGAUUGUCCACAUUUUUUAUGAAACCAGAUUCAAAACAUCUUCAUCAGAGAGCUGUGGACGAGGCCCUACAGAGUCCAAAUGGACACCUGGACUUGUUUCUCCGCUUUCUCCUGGGUUUAUCACUGCAGACCAAUCAGAGUCUCCUACAAGGCCUCAUGAUACAGACAGGAAGUAGCUCACAGACCAAUCGGGAAACAGUUCAGUACAUAAAGAAGAAGAUCAGUGAGAAUGUGUCUGCAGAGAGAAGCAUCAAUCUGUUCCACUGUCUGAAUGAACUGAAUGAUCGUUCUCUAGAGGAGGAGAUCCAUCAGUUCCUACGAUUAGGACGUCUCUCCUCAGAUGAACUGUCUCCUGUUCAGUGGUCAGCUCUGGCCUUCAUCUUACUGUCAUCAGAAGAAGAUCUGGAGGUGUUUGACCUGCAGAAAUACGCUCCUUCAGAGGAGGUUCUUCUAAGGCUCCUGCCUGUAGUCAAAGCCUCCAAAAAAGCUAUGCUGAGUGUGUGUGGUCUCUCAGAGAGACUGACAGAACUGGACCUGAGUAACAACGACCUGCAGGACUCAGGAGUCAAGAAGCUGUGUGAUGGACUGAAGAGUCCAAACUGCAAACUGGAAACUCUCAGCCUGUCAGGAUGUCUGAUCACAGAGGAAGGCUGUGCUUCUCUGGCCUCAGCUCUGACCUCCAACCCCUCCCAUCUGAGAGAGCUGGACCUGAGAUACAACCAUCCAGGAGACUCAGGAGUGAAGCCACUCACAAUCAACAUGAACACAGUGAACAGAAACCUCAAAUUUUCUGACAACAACAGGAAGGUGACACAUGUGGAGAAGCUUCAGUCAUAUCCUGAUCAUCUAGACAGGUUUAUCUGGUUUCCUCAGCUGCUGUGUGAAAAUAUUCUGACUGGUCGCUGCUACUGGGAGGUCGAGUGGAGAGGAGACGUUUUUAUAUCAGUGAGUUACAGAGAAAUCAGAAGGAGAGGAACCAGCAGUGAAUGUUGCUUUGGAUUCAAUGAUCAGUCCUGGAGUCUGAGAUGCUCGGAUGAUGAAGGCUAUUCUGUUUGGCACAGUAACAGAGAAACAAGCAUUUCCUCCUCCUCCUCCUCCUCCUCUGUCUCUAACAGAGUAGCAGUGUAUGUGGACUGUCCUGCUGGCUCUUUGUCCUUCUACAGAGUCUCCUCUGACUCACUGAUCCACCUCCACACCUUCAUCACCACAUUCACUCAUCCUCUCUAUGCUGGAUUUGGGAUCUGGUUUCCUGGGUCCUGGUCUGGUUCCUGGGUGUCUCUGUGUAGAGUCUAAAGAGUGUGAUGGUAGCAGAGAAACUCUGAAUGGUGAACAGAUAGUUCAGUCUGUACAUGUCUGUCUCUUUCACUCAGAAACAUAUUUUCAGAUUCAUGGACUCAAUCAGUUUCUAUGUGAAACUCUUCUAAAUGAUUCCUUGGAAACUUCUUCCUCUUCCAGUCCUUUAAAGAUGGAAGCUGUGCUUCUUCCAGGAUCCACAUGUUUCUAGCCAAAGCUUCACACUAAUAUCAGGAUGUUGUGUUCAUUUCCUGUCAGCUGCAGUUAGUUUCACUUCAUGAUGCUGGAAAUGAAAAUCCUCCCAGUGUUUCACUCUG